GAAGGAUUUGGCUUCAAAUUAGUCCUGCAACUGGAAUUGACUUCCAGCCAUAUUGUUCAGACAUCAUUUGUUGACGCAGGCAUCAAGUUGUAUAUUUCAGAUAUUGCCGUCUGCUUAAAAUCACAGGGAGGAGGAUGCUGUGUGAGUCUUGGUACUAUUGACGGCAUAUAUAUCAUAGCGCACGGAACUUGCUGGUUGAAAUUCCCAAGUUGCUGCCACAGACCAACCUGUAAUCCCUCUAAUCGCUUGAAACAUUUGAAUAAAACAGGAAUUGAGGAAAUACGAAACCAGAUUAUAUCCAAUUCAAGUCACAGGGAACUUGUUGAUUGCCAAAACAGUCCAAUUCCAGUCACAGGGACAUUGUUGUCUGUUUUAUAUCAUGUAGAAGGUACUAUGGAAUUCAAGGAUUUGUUGCCUUCACCAAAACAUCAAUCAAUUGUCCUCUCUGAAAACUAAUUAGGAAGCCAAUGUUUGAUAGUCUGUUGGUUCUCAAGAUGGAGUUAAAGACGAUUCUCAUAGCAAUAUUGAUGGGCCUGCUACAGACCCCGAGACAUUCAGUACAGAAUUCUAUAGAAUAUGGUGCCAAAUUCAUCAAUUUCAACAACACGUUUCAUGAAGUUCAACCUAAUUCCGCUUUCAAGUGCCCAGAACAGUAUUUCAUUUGGAACAUUGACAUCACAUUUCUGUCCAUGAAUCUCACGAAAAGCUUCGCAUGGAAUUUGACGUCCUCUUAUAGUUUUAACGACACCACGCUGAAAUGGAUGUCGAAGCCGGAACCAUGCGACUCCAUACGUCAUUGUCUCGGCUACCAGUCCUGCUUAUUCAAAUUCGGCAACGAGUUGUGCCAGAAGGAUCCACUGCCGCAGCAGAGAAAAGUUCUGCAGGUGAACUACACCUGUGCUACCGAUGAUCUCUACUCCCAAAAAUUCCUGCCGUUUUUGUCGCAGCACUCUGGGAGUCCAAAGUUGCGUAAUCAACACAGUUUGUUCAUGAAUGCACGAACUUUGCCAGAUGAAGACAUUUUGAAUGGAGACUAUGCAAAAGCGAAUAUCGCGUUCAAUGUCAUCAAUGAGGAAGACGUGUUCAUGAUCGAGUGUCCCCCGGCAGCUGAGGCUAGAAAUCUUGGUUUCUAUGGUAACUGUAGUUUGGAUCCUCCAGCAAGUAAGGAUGUUGCUGAAGAUUUGUGGAAAGUGCUAGGAAGAGUUGAAACUCCCCAAUGCCGACGUGAAAUUCUGGAUGAAUACUGCGCUCAUAAGUACAACAAGCAUGGCGAUUGUAUCCCUCCAUUUUUUGUCGAAAAGAGAAACUCCAGCAAGCCGCCAUUUUCCUUCAACAGUCUUCCAAAGAAUGGUUUCCGUCCAGAUACUGCAAAUUAUGUCAAAGUUCACCGGGAUCCUCACAUGAGCCUGAUUCCUGCCAAAAUGGGGUUUUUCCUUCUCGUACAUGCCAAUGCAGAAGCAGUCUUCCAACUUGUUGACCAGAUAUACCGUCCACACCAUUUCUACGUCAUUCACGUCGAUAAAAGAUCUACACAAUUCCGAAAGAAAAUUGGAAAUUACAUUAAAGAAGUUCACAAGAAUGCCAAGAAUAUCAGAGUUAUUCCGAUUGAAAGGUCAUUUUCAACGUCUUGGGGUUCAUUUCAAAUACUAAGAGCUGAGCUGGAGUGCUAUGAAGAACUGCUGCGGAUGGGCAUCUGGGAUUUCAUCGUCAAUUUGAGCGGUUCUGACCUGGCCCUCAGAGAUGUGGACGACCUUGCUGCGGCUCUCGCACCACACAGAGCUGCAAAUUUGCUUCGGUUGAAUAAACCUAUCUGGUUUGUCUUGGAUAAGCCAUCCAGAUAUGCUUGGUACAGUUGUGGUGCACAUGUUUAUAACUCCUCUGCUAGGGAACAGAAAUAUCCUCAAGUUUCAGGCAGUUCUCAAUUCAAGAUAAUCAGUAGGGAUUUUGCCACUUUUCUUGUGUCAAAUGAUAGAGGUGAUAAGAUCAACGCGAUGACCCAUUACCUGCAGACCUCCAUUAUCCCCGAUGAGAGUUACAUAGCGACAAUACUGCAGCAUUCUCGAUUCAAGUCCACACUUCUGUUAAGCAGCACAACACUGCUGAAACCAUUUGAGGGGGAGACUGCUAAUAAACUAUGCAAACAUUCAGAUGACGUGGACCUAUGUGGAAGUGGACCAGGAACCAUCGUUCCACACGACUUCCCCAAGGUGCAGUACGAAACGAAUCAUUUCUACUUCGCCAGGAAGUUUAGUCCUAAUCAUGAAGACCGCACCAGACUUGAGGUCAUUAAGUGGGCUUUAGAUGGCUACUAUCAUGAAGUCAGCAAUAUACUGCCAAGGAACAUGAUAGGGCAAAUGGGUGAACUGGUGAUUGAGAAACUGCUUGCAGAAAGGGGUGAAAGCUAUCUGAUAGAACACAUAAAGUUUGCGAUGUUUAGGAAACUGGCACCAUCUGAUCCAUGCUGCGAACAUCCCCAUGCCAUGGGCAAGAAAACUGUCGAUGAAUUUGGAUACUGGCUUGAUAUGGAUGUGGUCAGCAGCACCAAGGGGAAGCCAGAGAAGAAGAAACAACUGCGGGCGUCACUUGAUAUGGUGAAACCAUCGUCAUGUUACCCUGGAGGACAUCUACGCAUGCUCAAUGUCAACACCAGGCCUGACAUCAUGCAUCCUGAGGGACCAGAUGGGCCACCUUGCUUGUUUCAUAACUUCCCUGUGCCUGUCCAGCCAUCUGGGGGCGUCUUCAUGUGGGUGAACAUCUACUUUCACAUCAGCCCUUCUUCAAAGGCUUGUACAGAUACGGAAAAGAUAAACAAUGCAGACAACAGAAAAUACUUCAGCUUCCCAGUCGGAAGUUUGAAUCGAACCUUUUCACCAGACGGUUACCCAUUUAUUAUUGGAAGCGCCAAUCCAACUGAGUCAUCAUCUAAUAUUCUCAGGCUGUUCAUCACUGUGAUGGAUCCAAAGGGGAAGGUUCAUUGCUGGAAGGAUGCUGUCAUGGACUUGAGCAAGUUGAAGAUUUCGGAAGAUGAAAACUCCACGAUGCACACUAGCAUUUUACACUGUGAUCCUUUCUAUGAAGGCCUCUGGACUGUCAAAGUGCGAGAUCUGAAGGAAGACCGUCCCUUUAACUACAAGAUGUCAGUUUAUCUCUAUGAUGAACAGAAGGAAGGAGGGAUUCCAUAUGAUAUUGUGAAGACAUUUUGGACAGUCACCGACGUCAUGUUUCUGCCUGCAACUGAUUACUAUAGCGACAAAAGCUCUGAAAAACCAACAAAAUCCAAAAAUGUAAAAAGUAAAGGCAAAAAGAAAACAAGCAACAGCAAACCUAUAGCAUCGAACACAAGUGAUGGUAAAUCGAAGAUGAAAAAUGUUGGUGGAAAACAGGGAACUCCUAAUUCUCCUAGGAAGGGAAAGGUGCCACCAAAGGGGACAGCUUCUGAUAGGCAACAUGGGCCUGAACAGGAGGAUGUUCCCCAUGAAGAUAUUCCCGAUGAUACUAAAACUGGGUGGGGCCUGCCCCAUUGGAACCUGGCCACAUUUAAAAGACUUAUGGCCAAGAUUGGCCUGAAGAACAGUGAAUGCAUGAAAUCUGACUCCAAACACAUGAAAGAGCUUGUCAAAAGAAGCAAUGAAUUUCGUGAUGCCAUUUAUGGGGUGGUACGCAAUAAAGAGACGUAUCAUCAUCUUAUCAACGGAGCAGUGUAUGCUUAUGCAUAUGCCAGGGAGUAUUUUGGAGGAUUCGGGGACAGCUCUUGGGGAAAGCCUGGUGAUCAACGGGGGAAUAAGGCCACUAAAGAUGGGAUUGAAAAUUUUCUCCAACAUCCUCACAUUGUUGAUUUCUUGAAACGAAAUGGGGAUGGUUUAAAAGGUAUUGCAAUGAAAUAUUUUGGUGAAAAUGAAAUGAUGAAAAAUAUCAUUGGUCGUAUUCCAAAUGAAAAUCUUGGUGAACUUGCUCUGAAACUUUUUCAUGAAAAUAAGAAUAAAUUAAAAAGUGCUCUGUAUAAUGCCCUUGGUGAUAAACAAAUAUUAGUCAAGGAAAUGUUGGAUGAAUUUUUAAAAGAUGAAAAUGGACAACUCUUUGAACAAAUUUUAAAAAACAAGAAUAUGAGGGGCUACUUGAUGAAAUUUCUCAAAGAUGGAAACCUAGAUAACCUGGCCAAUGAUUUCAAGAAUUCUAAAGAUCUAACACUGCUAAAUGUUAUCUUGUCUGAUAAAUUAAAAGAUGGCGGGGGACUUGGGGACUUGAUUGGCAGGUUUAAGGGAAUUAUUGGUAAGGAGUCUGAUGAAAAGUCUGCCAAGCAGCAGAGUGAGGGGACGAGGAUCAAAGAGAGAAGCAGAGUAAUUGGAAAAGAUGGCAAGAAAAUGAUGACUGAGAAAAGAGAAAAUGCUGCUGAUAAGGUCCAACCAACCAAGACACACAUUGUGUCGGCCACAAAAGUCCAAGAUGCCCUGAUAGCCUUUGGUUUCCUUGAAGAGGCCGACAGACAAAAUUAUGUCCUGGAUGAGCCUGUUCAAGCUGUGACCAACUGUGCCAUAGCAUUGAUUCUGCAGACUCAAUCUCUACUCAGUGAUGAUGAGGCACUUGGGCAAGUUAUCGACUACAUUCUUGAGGUUUCGGAUAUCAGGGUGGAUGAACUUCAAAAGUGGCUUCGUCAGAAGGAAGGAUUGAGGAGAGAUGUGGAGGAUGUUGUUACAGAUGUGAUUGGGAAUGAUGAUUUGCGUGACCGUUUCAUGAAAAUCUUUCCGAUUCGACGAUUUGGUGAGAAUUUCAGGACGUUCACAGAAACAGGUGGUAAGGGGCAUAAUACCGACAGUAUCUUGAUGUCUGUAUUUACUAGUCUGCAGAAGUUCUCGCAGGUGAUUCGUAAUGUCAGAGAUAUCGAACAGCUUGGUGUGCAGACGUUUGAGUUCUUGAAAGGCUUGAAGUUGAUAUUUGAGGAAUUCGUGUAUGAAGUUCUUACACAGGAGCAACUCUUGACUUUUAAAGUUGCUGAUAAAAAAAAAUUUAAAUCAGAAAACAGUGUCAAAGAUAGGAAUAGGAUUGAAGCGCACGUUGAAAACAUUAUGAGAAACUAUUUGCAAGUGCUGUAUGGUUUUGAACAAAGUUUGUACGAACUUGAAAAUAUAGGAAAAGGAGAUGGAGAGGAAAGACAGGAUGCUGAUGAUGGUAAUGACCAUAAUGUGGAAAUAUCUGCACCUUCCAUGAUCAUGACAGGAGUAAGUGGGGAACAAGAACAGGACUUUACUAAGACCACUGAUUUUGAUUGGAUCUCUGUGGGGGAGGGGGAGUUUGAAGACAAGAAUAGCAGAGACUUGCAUGAUGAAACUGACUUAGAGUUAGAAAAUAUUGAAAACUUUGGGAGACCUAGAAGAAGUGAGGAACUGGAUAGUGAUGAAAUGAAUAGUGAGGAAUUUGAUCACGAGGAAAUGAAUAGUGAAAAACACGAUGGAACUGAUGGGAAUUUCGAUGAAAUACAUGCGGGUAGUCACGAAGACAUUAGUGAUUAUGAACGUGAUGGUAUCCAUGGUAACGGGGACCAUAACAAUUACCAUAGUAACCAGGAAGAAUUGGAAAGUACAUCAGGUGACUUGACAGAACCUCUUCCAGAUAAAGUUCUUGAAGACAGUAAUCCGGCGGACACAGUGCAGGAGACAAAUGGACUCCCUUUCCAACUUGACGAUCGAUUAAAGUCGGCCAUAUUGGGAUAUUAUGAGAUGUACAGCAAAACAUGCAGCAUGGGCGACUGUGUACAACUCUGCUGGUUGUGUAUGAAAAGUAAUCCUGGAUUUACUACGUUGAAGGCCAUCGUUAGUCUCAUUGCUGGAGUUGGUAUCCUCAUAUCUAUCAUGUCCUUAUGGAUCGUCGGAAAGAACGGUUCGAGUUCUCCAGUGAUUGUGUGGCUGUUAUCAAGUGUCUCCCUCCUGUCCUCCUCUAUCCUGUUUGUCAUGAUAUACGUCUUAUCAAAUACUGGUACUCGACUGGAGAAAGAGGAACUUUAAUGACUCUGUCACUUGAGCAUUCUGAAAUCCUUAAAUAUUGAGUUGAGAGCGAAGUGUCAACAAGGACAAUACCUCCGUUACCUCUAUUAAAAAUACACAAAUGUCGGACAGCGUCAUGUAAUCUUUGAGGAAGACAACUGGAGACCCUUGAGGAAAAACAAUCUCGCUGUGAGAGUAGCCUGCUUUAUCAAAUGAAAUGUGAUUCAACCAGAGAUCUACCUAUCACAACAUGUUUAGUGGUGGCAGGCACCAACGUCGAGGGCAAUCAAGAGUAGUCUUUGGUGAGAUCUUGUUGAAUAAAAUAUUUCAAAACGAUUCUGCUUCGUGUCAAUUUUAAUUGAAUGUGCAGUUCAGUAGAAACUCUCUAUUAUUAAGCCCCCCUCUUAGGAGGGGCUCUUAAGAUACACGUGUGUGCGGGAGUAUAUAGUGAAUGAUUAGAAAUAAAGAGAGUAACAAUUGUAUAUCCUACAAACAAUUUUUUUUGGUAUUUUUCUGAAUUAACUCCGUUGAGUUUACCGAUUUCUCCGCGAUCUUCCGGUGGUGGUUGCUAUCCCAUUGGUUGAAAUUAAGUUAAAUUAAAUUUAAAUCUUCAUGGGAAUUCGCUACAUCAUAUGCCUAAGAAAUUGGCCAAUUAUAUUAAUAUUUUUAUUAGAGAAAUAUCCGUCCUAAAUAAUGACAGAAAAGGGUGGUUUAUUUCAAUUUUGUGUCGACAUGGUCGAGGUCACGUGACAUAAAAACAAAACAAUCGCACACACCCGUCCAAAAAAGGCACUUUAAGAAAAAUAAAUACGUUUUUCCAGCUUAAAACCACACUGACGACUAAGUUAUAUUGGUCUACUGCCCAAAUCUGAAGUAUCAAAAUGAAUCACAAACUAGAACUAGCUCUAUUUAGCUAUAGUUGCGUGAAAAUUUCGGGUGAGCGACGUACAUUCUGUACCCUAGCGGCCAAUAAAUAAACUACUUUCAGCCGUCUGCUCCGGUCUCGUUAGGGAGUUUUUCCCAAAU
Lineus longissimus is the source of this 7004-nucleotide messenger RNA. RefSeq lists its product as uncharacterized. Gene Ontology annotation, biological process: chondroitin sulfate proteoglycan biosynthetic process; heparan sulfate proteoglycan biosynthetic process. Gene Ontology annotation, cellular component: membrane. Gene Ontology annotation, molecular function: protein xylosyltransferase activity. NCBI's taxonomy places the organism in Eukaryota, Metazoa, Nemertea, Pilidiophora, Heteronemertea, Lineidae. Bases 468 to 5999 code for a protein of 1843 amino acids. The transcript has 25 exons. The record is from RefSeq and is a predicted model, not a curated record.